GAGUAAAUUAUCAGCAAAAGUUUUUUUUAAAGUGAACUACUCCUUUUGGUUGAACUAUCCCUUUAAAACUUGACAGGUCUUUAGCUCUAAAUCAUUUGUAAUGUUGAAACAUUUCAUGCUCCAAUUUUGACAGUCACUUCAGAGAAAAAUGAUGGAAAAACAACUCAUUCACUUUAAAACACGUCUUUCUGACCGUGUAACUAAAGCUUGCAAUAUUUUGAACCUCUUUUCGAUUGACAACACCCACAGUAUUUAACUGUGCCAUUGAAAUGACUGAACAGGGUGUUGUUCCACACAAUAAGUGAUCAUAAAGAGCGUUGAAUCAGAUAUGCGUGACACUGAGGGACAUCUUUGUCAGGUACUAGGUCAGUGUCCCUUAUAGUGUGGGAUAAUCGUACAAUUUGUUGUUUCACAUGGAUAUGGUGUCAUUAUAAAAGGUCUAAGAGAACAGAAAUCAGCAGUUGGAGGUCAUUCAAGGCUUGAGAAGUGAGGAAUUAUCGCUGGUGAGUCUUUUUUCAAUUUCCUUCUCGUCACGUAUGUGUAAUAGGCAUUCGAGUAUCUUGUAAUACAGUAAUCAACCGAUCUCGUGAUCAGAUAUUUGUUCUGCACUCUUGAACUGUAUCAGGUUGCUAUUGUACACUUUUGAAGGAUGCGAGCAGACAUGAAGACCGUUUCAUUCUAAGCAUUUAUUACAAGCUUUCACCAUAUUUUUACUUGUGUUUCGGAUGCGUUUUUCUCGUUACAGUGCUGAAAGAAUGGCUCAGUUAUUGUGGGUAUUUCUUGUGCUCGCUGUAACGGUCAGAGAUACAUUACCACAAAGGAUCAUCGGGGGUCAAGAGGUCAUGCCUUACUCCAUCAAGUACCAGGUGUCUCUUCAGGUUGACAGGAAGCAUUUCUGUGGAGGAACCCUCAUUCAGCCUCAGUGGGUGGUGUCUGCUGCCCACUGCUGGAGACCGGCCAGUGUGAUUCAGGUGGUGCUGAGUGAGCACAGUCUCGCUGUAGAAGAGGGAUUUGAGCAGGUGUAUAACGCCUCCAGAGUCUACAAUCAUUUUGCCUACAAUCCAAGAACGUUUAACAAUGACAUCUUGCUCAUUAAGCUCAGUGUUCCCGCUCAGAUUAACGCUAAUGUUCAGCCGGCCCCACUGCCAACCGUAGACACACCUGAUUUAGUCGGAGGAAUCAGCUGCACCGUGAGCGGAUGGGGAGUGACACGACUCUACAGCUUCUACCUGUCCCCGACUCUGCGCGCGGUGGAUGUGGAGAUCAUCCCCAACUGCCAAUACUACUACUACUUUAGAGUCAACGACAACAUGCUCUGUGCAGGCUCGCGCUUCGGGGGGAAAGACUCCUGCCAGGGAGAUUCAGGUGGCCCUCUUAUUUGUGAUGGGAAUUUAGAAGGCAUUGUUUCCUGGGGAAUCGGCUGUGCUCUUCCGUACUAUCCUGGUGUCUACACUAAAGUCAGGAACUACAACCGCUGGAUCGACUGGAUCAUCUCCUCUGAGAGUUAAAACACACGUUCGGCUGAGAAUUAAGAACAAGGAUGUCAUGUAACAAUAAAUGCUACUUCAAGUACUGAUCCAUUCACAUUAUUCCAUCCAGAAUGCAGAGGCUUAAAGAGUAACAUGUACAUUUUGGACUUUUUAAAAGCAUUACAUGCUUAAAAUAACUUUAUUUUCUCUAUUACAGUACGUUUUAAAGUAACACAACUGACUGAAUAUGUUUCUCAUUUCUCUUUUGAUCUAAAAUAAAAAAAAUAACUUAAAAUCA
Pimephales promelas (fathead minnow) is the source of this 1767-nucleotide messenger RNA. RefSeq names its product trypsin-3. Gene Ontology annotation, biological process: proteolysis. NCBI's taxonomy places the organism in Eukaryota, Metazoa, Chordata, Actinopteri, Cypriniformes, Leuciscidae. The record is from RefSeq and is a predicted model, not a curated record. Gene Ontology annotation, molecular function: serine-type endopeptidase activity.